Helobdella robusta is the source of this 2976-nucleotide messenger RNA. RefSeq lists its product as hypothetical. NCBI's taxonomy places the organism in Eukaryota, Metazoa, Annelida, Clitellata, Rhynchobdellida, Glossiphoniidae. The transcript has 6 exons. The record is from RefSeq and is a predicted model, not a curated record. Bases 456 to 1988 code for a protein of 510 amino acids.
CAGUUAUAAAUAAAUAAAUAAAAAUUAAAUGAUUAAAUAAAUUAAAUGAAGUUUAACAAAGUUUGAGCUUGAACAGUUAUAAAUAAAUAAAUAAAUAAAAAUUAUAAAAUAAAAUAAAUGAAAUAAUUAAAUUAAAAUAAAUUUGUUAUUAAAUUUUACAUACAUACAGCGAGAAACACUCACAUAUACACACACAUACACGCUAACAUAGACUCAAACAUUCAAAUACAUAUAUACAUAAAAAUAACAUUCACAUAUAAACAAUAUACAUACAGAUAAAACUAUAGGAAUCUUUCUACUUGAAACAUGCAGGACGACUUCCUAGUUGAGAAUGUCGAGCCUGAGCAUUUGUUUGGAAAGCGCGUGUUUUAAUCACUCACAUUUGUAAUUUUUCAAAUCUGCAAUUUAUUUCUAAAUAAUCGCAUGCAUAAUUGACGUGAAAAUCAUUUUAUAUUAUGAUUGAAUUUUUUAUUUUAAAGUUUCAAAUUGUUACUAUUUCGUUUGUGUAUGUUAUGACAACGACGUCUGGUUAUCAAGAGUUAUGUGAUGAAAGAUACUGUUUGUAUUCCAACUUCACGUAUAGACUGUACAAUGGUCUAACAGAUGCAGAUAACGAAUGUAGACAACUGAACAGAGAUGGAUGGCUACUGGAGGUUUACGAUGGAAACGUCAGUUCGCUAGUUGAUCGAUUUAUUAGUCAAUAUUAUUGGCAUUUAGAUCGGAGAAAUAUUCCGCUAAACAUGAAUCAUUCGGGAGAUUGGUUUUGGUUGAACAAAGUUAAAUGCAAUAUAGAAGACCAAGUUCCUGCUGCUCGCGGAAUUGCCUACAUUAAAAGAACUUACGAUGCUACUAGACAAGUAGUGCUAGGAUAUUUCGCAGACUACUUCAGCAGUUCUAAAAAAGCCAUUUGUAAAAUUGAAAGUAAUGCCAACGUCUUACACUCCAUCAUUGUUUGUAGAACGAACUUUUUUGUUGCAGAUGCAAACAGUUGUUCUCAAUGGAGCAGCUGGUCCUACAAAUCAAGUUGCUAUUUUUUAUACCCAUAUCCCAACACGUGGUACCAACAAGAGAAUGAAUGCAUAAGACAAGGUGGUGAUCUGGCAGUAUUUGAUGAUCUGCCACUCAGUGAUUUCAACAGAACAUGGCUUAAUUUGUGGGGAGAUGAUGGUUACUGGGUUGGACUAUCUAGAUAUAACUUCAUGUGGAGAAAAGCUGACUCGGCCGUGAAAUUUUCAAAAUGGAAAUCUGGCCACCCAGAUUUUUACGAACCGCCAUCUGAUUUCUGUUCUGCAAUCAGUCAUGCAGAUGGAAGUUAUUGGGUCAAUAACGUCAGAUGCAAUGACAACUAUGUUAUCAUUUGCAUGACGGGUAAUGAAACUUCAAACGAUAUUCCAACAAACGGAGAAUUGACACAGGAGCAGAAGAUAGGGCUGGGAGUUGGCUUGGGAUUGCCACUAUGUUUGUUGCUGGUGGGGGGUUCCGUGUUGGCAGUCGUCUGCCUGUGGCGCAAAAAAUUAGCCUGUUUCAAGAAACUCACAUCACCCCAACCGCGACGACUCCAAGAGUACAAGGAUCCCAUCUACGCCUAUCCCGUUGUUUCGGGAUCCCAAAAUCGAGAAAUGGAUACGACGCCAAAACCGGAUAUAGUUUACGUGGUGCCGGAUUUUUCGGGACACCAAAAUAAUAAGAAUAAUAAUAAGAAUGAAAAUAAUAAUAAUAAAACCAAUAAUAAUAAUAAUACAGAUGAUGUUGAAUAUGAUAACAGUGAUAAUAUUAGCGGAGAAGUGUACGGAAAUAUUAACGAAUUAAAAAAAGUUAAUAAUAAUAAUAAUAAUAAUAAUAAUGGGAGUGAUGAUGGUGAAAACGAUGAUAACUAUUAUGAUGAUGUAAAUAAUUAUAACAAUAAAAACGCGGGUGGUGGUGAUAUGCAGAAUAUGGUAUACUUGCAUGACAACCUCUGCACUGAUUCCUCUACUGAUUUGAGAUGAGGAAUUAUGAUAUCAUUGUUAUGAUAUUGGGCUAUUAUCAUUAUCUCAUUACCAGUGUGAUGUAUUUGUGUGAGACACACACACACACGCACACACACAUACAUACAUACACAGAAACACACAUGAAUAUUUAUCAUUAUUAAUAUGUUAAAAAAGGGUUUUUUUAAUACAGGUUUGGAUUAUUACUGUUGUUAAAAACGCUAUCAACAAUACACACACAUACAUACAUGUGUGUGUGUGUUUGUGUGCGUGUAUGUGUGUGUGUGUGUGUGUGUGUGUGUGUGUGUGUGUGUGUGUGUGAGUACUAUCGUUAAUAAUAUAAUAGUUUGGUAUUAUUGUUACAAUCCUAUUUUUAGCCAUAAUCGUGGGACGUUCGUCAAUUUAUUCUAUUGUUUUGAUAGCGUAAUAACUGAUUAUAAAUGUUCUUCUAUAAAUUUUGUAAGAGCGAGAGAGAGAGAGAGAGAGAGAGAGAAAGAGAGGUGGAAGAUAGAAAGAAAGAAAAGUUGGAAAAAACGAAAGAAAGAAGAGACAAAAUUGAGAUAUAGAAGGAGAGAGGCUAGAGAAAAAAAGGGAUAAGGUUAAAACAAGAAAGAUAGAUCGGUGAGUGAGUGAGUGUGUGUGAAAAAGAAAUUAGAAAACCCAGAAAAAAUAAACUAGAGAGAGGGAGAGGAGAGAGAGGAGGUAAAAAACGAAUGAAAAAAAAUGUUUCAGAAAAAGAAAUUUAAUUAUUUCCAUAAAAUAUUUAAUAAAUAUUAUAAUUUCUAUUUUCAACACUCUCUUUUUAAUUGAUUUUAAUUUUAUUAAAACAUUAACGCAAUUAUGUAACCAAUGGUGGAAAAACUACAGAAAAAAAAGCCACAAAUCUUAAAAAAUUCUGCACAGAGUCGAAAAAUUUGCUAUUUAAGUACAUAUGUGGCCCUUCAAUGGUAAAAUAGUUCUCAGUGCGGCCCUCACAGCAAAAAGUUUGCCCACCCCUGGUGUAAACUGU